CUGAUGGUUGGACUUGAUGAUUCCAAGGGUCUUUUCCAACCUGAAUGAUUCUGUGAGUUGCCUGUGCCAGACAGCCAGGAUGGACUGGACGCUUGAGCUUUUCACUUGGCUUUGGUGGCUCUUGGUUACAAGGGCAGAUUGGCAUGAGGACAAAUGGUUUGGGCGCAGCGCCUGUCGUGGGACUGCCUUUGCUAGGGUUGAGGGCAGGGCAGGAUUGCUUUGCUCUCUGGGGUCCGUUGCAGUUUGUGGCUGCAACUCCACAUUUGUGGCUACUUGUUGCCCCGAGUGUUUCUAGAACGUGUCCCAGUGACAUAGGGUAGGUAGCACAGAGCUGCCAGUGUGCUCCCUCUGACCAAGUGCUUGUCUUGGAGGUGCCUCCUGGCCCUGCCUGAGUGGAGCUGUGGGGUCAGUGCUCGAUACGCAGGUGAGGGCAGGACAGGGUGUUCCUGAGAGCAUGCCUUGCCUCCUGCUGAGGGAGAAGCAGGCUCGGUGGAGCUGGGCUAGGCCAAGAUGCUGUCAGGCUCCACUCUGUGCCCUCAGAUGGGAGCAGGGCCGUGGGAUGGGGUGUGAAUCAGUGCGCCAGGAGCUGCUGCAGGCUGCCAGCACUUGGGGGUGGGCAGGAUCCACGUGGCUGGGUCCACUCCCCCGCAGCAAACCCCUGCAGAUCUGUGAGUGCUGCUGGGGUCAGGGUGUGCAGCCAGGGCAGCGAGGGAGGAAGCCUUCCCAGCUCUCAGCUUUCACCACCUCCACUGAGGCGCUUCGAGUGGAACCUUUUCAGUGGGUUGUUCCAGCUCUCCUCUGUCAAAGCCAUGAACAGCCGAGGGCGAAAUCGGAGAGCAAAACUGAGACUAGCAGCUCCAUAGAGGAGCUGGCUGUGCCUGAGAGGGCAUGUCUAAGGGGGCAGUGGUGAGCAUCCUGCCUGCCCUGCCCUCUCCUUGGGGCACGAAGAGCAGAGGUGUCCUGUUUCCAGGCCAGGCCCCGCUGACGCUGUCUGUAAACCGGCGGGGAGAUGAAUAUGCAAGGUGCAGUCAUGCUGGUUAAGCUCCCAGCUGGUGGGUGGAGGGGGAGGAACUCUCUUGCCAGAGAGCUCUGCUCUCAUCUGUCACAGGAGACUGUCCCGGGCCUGCUCCUGCUUCUGCCCUUUUUUCCUUCUUAGGGUGUUACUUGCUCCCGUUCCCUCCCUCUUACAUGGGGCACUGUUUGACUGAAAUAGCUGCUGCCCCGAGCCAUAGGGCAGGCUGCCCUGGCUGCCCCUGGAGACUCGAUUUUGCAGAUCAGGGCUUCCCUGUGUCCUCGCCCUCUGCUCUGCCUCCAGGUCUUGUUAGUGCCAGCAGCCCCUCUGGGCCAGUGUUAUUGUAGUGGCAGCCGUGAGCAUGACAAUUGCUUUCCAGGUUUUUAAUGUGGGCCACAUACGGAAGACCCCCAGUUGUAUCUUGGGAGCUCUGACAAGCCCAUGCUUUUGGCAGUAAGCGUUGUAACAGCUGUGAUGAGGUAGGUUUCCUCACUGAGUGCUGUGUGGGGCUUCCCAUAAAUGCUUCAGUGAAGGUUGUGUGAGGGCACUGGCCCUGGGAGGGCCCGACGCUGGGGCAGAGACCAGAUCCUGAUGCUGUUGGGCCUUCUCCACCUGCUGCCAUGCUCGCUCUCUCCUCUCUUUAGGCCACUAGUUCCUUGCCAGAGAGUUUGACCACAGAGAGUCGCCAAGAUAGCUGGGCCAGGAAGAAAGCGUCGCACCCCUGACCCAGACUCCAUUACCGACCCCGGCGGGCCGUUUGUGUCCUCCAAACGGCUGAAAAUGUCCAGCAGCACCAAUGCCCCUGGCCAGAGGAGAGUGUCUCGGGGCUUAGAUGAUGCCACCAACAAGAAGAAGCAGAAGGAUCGAGCCAACCAGGAGAGCAAGGAAGUGUCUUGCCCCGAGCUGGAGCAGGCUGAGGCUGCCCCGGAGAAGGACUCGGAGGAGGAGUUGCUGCUGGAUUGGAAGCAGAACGCUGAUGAGAUCAUCGUCAAGCUGAACUUGGGCAGUGGAGCUCUGAAGGUGGAGGAUGUGGAUGCUGCUUUCACUGACACAGACUGUGUGGUCAAACUACCAGACGGGCGCCAAUGGAGUUGCCAGUUCUUUGAGGAGAUUGAGAGCUCCUGCAGCAAGGUCCAGUGCAAGAAGGGCAACUUUCUACAGCUGGUGCUUCAAAAGAAGAUCCCCCUCCAUAACUGGUCUUCGCUUCUGAAAAGAAGGAAAGACGGAUCCAAGGAACUGGCCAAAGGGGCCACGUGCUGGGAGAACGGGAAGGAGAAGGCUGCUUCUGCAGAGGUGGUCCCUGAAGAGCCGAGGGCUGAAGGUGCAGAGCUGCCGAGGUCGCGGCGAGAACCCUCCAACCCCAAACGUGCUCCGGGAAGAAGCGAGGCCCUGGGAGGGAAAAGCCCAGCCAGCCCAGGGACGCAGAGCGGCCCCAGCGCCAAGAGGGCAGUAUACCUCAAAGUGGCUCCCACCGAAGAGGAGCCAAACGCCAGAGUCACUGGGAGCGUGGAGCCCAGCAAAGGGCACAGCGGGAGGGCAGGUGGCCGCCGCAAUGGCAGAGCCAGCCAGGUCGAUGCGCCCACAGCCCUCGCAGACCUCACACCACCACUGGAGAAGGCUGUGGUUUUGGCCAAGGAGGCUGUUCCCGUGGAGAUGCCGCCUCUUGCAGCUACCACAGAGGUGUUCCCGCACCGUGUUGCCACUUGUGUGGAGAAGAGAGUCCUGCAGCCAGGCAGCCCUGUGGAGGCCUUGCGGAGCCGGGACUGCACGCCUGUCCUGGGAGAGAGCUCUAAGACUGUCCCAGCAGCCACUCCUCCCCCGGGCAGAGACAGUGAGAAGAGGGACUGGUCCAAGGAUGAUGUGGCUCUGGAAGCAGCGGCUGAUGAGCCAGAGCCUUUUGUGAGCCUGACCUUUGUCAAGAAUGACUCGUACGAGAAAGGCAAUGACCUGGUGGUAGUGCAUGUCUACGUGAAGGAGAUCCACAAGGAGACAUCCAAGGUGUUGUUCCGGGAGCAAGACUUCACGCUGGUGUUCCAGACGAGUGACACAAACUUCCUUCGCCUCCAUCCUGGCUGUGGCCCCCACACAGUGUUCCGGUGGCAGGUGAAGCUCAGGAACCUUAUUGAGCCGGACCAGUGCACAUACAACUUCACAGUGUCUCGCAUCAACGUCUGCCUGAAAAAACGCCAGAGCCAGCGUUGGGGGGGGCUGGAGGCUCCAGCCACACGAGGUGCAGUGGGUGGUGCAAAGGUUGCCAUGCCUACAGGCCCUACCCCUCUGGACAAGAACCCCCCUGGCAGUAACCAGCACCCCCUGUCCAGCAAGGAAGAGGCCCGAGCCAGCGACAAAGAGAAGCCACGAGUAGAAGAUGGGGGUCUGGAUGGUGUGGCAGCCCGUACAGCCCCGGAGCAUGUGGCAGUGAAACAAGAGCCACACAUCCCAUCGCCCAAACCGACGUGCAUGGUGCCACCGAUGACGCACAGCCCAGUGAGCACUGAGAGCGUGGAGGACGACGAGGAUGAGGAUGAGAAGAAGAAGGUCUGCCUGCCUGGUUUCACGGGGCUGGUAAACCUGGGCAACACCUGCUUCAUGAACAGCGUCAUCCAGUCCCUGUCCAACACCCGGGAGCUGCGGGAUUACUUCCAUGAUCGGUCCUUUGAGUCAGAAAUCAACUACAACAACCCGCUGGGGACGGGGGGACGCCUGGCCAUCGGCUUUGCCAUGCUGCUUCGAGCGCUGUGGAAGGGCACACACCAUGCCUUCCAGCCCUCUAAACUGAAGGCAAUCGUGGCCAGCAAGGCCAGCCAGUUCACUGGCUACGCCCAGCAUGAUGCUCAGGAGUUCAUGGCCUUCCUGCUCGAUGGCCUGCACGAGGACCUCAACCGCAUCCAUAACAAGCCCUACACAGAGACCGUUGACUCAGAUGGGAGGCCGGACGAGGUGGUAGCUGAGGAGGCCUGGCAGCGACAUAAGAUGAGAAACGAUUCUUUCAUUGUGGACCUCUUCCAGGGCCAGUACAAAUCCAAACUGGUGUGCCCAGUGUGUUCCAAGGUGUCCAUCACCUUUGACCCCUUCCUGUACCUCCCUGUGCCCCUCCCGCAAAAGCAGAAGGUGCUGACAGUCUACUACUUUGCAAAGGAACCUCACAAGAAACCCAUCAAGUUUCUCGUGAGUAUCAGCAAGGAGAACUCCAGUGCCAUGGAGGUACUUGACUCGGUGGCCCACAGCGUGCGUGUGAAACCAGAAAACCUGCGCCUGGCAGAGGUGAUCAAGAAUCGCUUCCACCGCAUGUUCCUGCCAUCCAACUCAUUGGACACUGUCUCCCCCACGGACCUGCUGCUCUGCUUUGAGGUGCUGUCUCCAGAGCUGGCUAAGGAGCGGGUGGUGGAGCUGCAGGUCCAGCAGCGUCCGCAGGUGCCCAGUGGCCCCGUCGCCAAGUGUGCAGCCUGCCAGAAGAAGCAGCUGCCCGAGGAUGAGAAGCUCAGGCGCUGCACGAGGUGCUAUCGAGUCGGUUACUGCAACGUGGCAUGUCAGAAAACACACUGGCCAGACCACAAGGCUUUGUGCCGCCCCGAGAACAUCGGUUUCCCCUUCCUCAUCAGCGUGCCGGAGUCCCGCCUCACCUACGCCCGCCUGGCCCAGCUGCUGGAGGGCUAUGCAAGGUACUCAGUCAGCGUGUUCCAGCCUCCGUUCCAGCUGGGCCGUAUGUCACCAGAGCAGGGGCUGCAGCCUCUGCUCCCAGACAAGCUGGAACCCCCGGCCAAGAGCACCUGUGCAGCAGCCACGUCUGCCUCCGAGCUGGGGGACGGGGACAGAGCUUCCAGCCUCCUGCAGGAGCCCCCGCUCUCGUCAGCUGUGCCCGAGCUGCACCCGGAGCUGGCGGACACCGGCACUGUCCGGAGUAAGGUCUUGGCAGCCAGGAGUUCCCUGCUGAGCUUGGAUUCGGGCUUUUCUGAGCACAUGGAGUCGCAGGGCGACAGCUGUUGUGAGAAGGAGCCGUCCUACGAGAGAGCCCUCAAGCCAGAAGCUGCCAUCCCUGGGUACCAACACACUCCAGACUCGCUGAGCGCCCGCACCACACAGUUCUACAUCAACAAGAUCGACGCUGCCAACCGAGAGCACAAGCUGGAAGAUAAAGGUGACACUCCCCUGGAGCUGACAGACGACUGCUCCCUCGCCCUGGUAUGGAAGAACAAUGAGCGCCUCAAGGAAUUUGUGUUGGUGGAGUCCAAGGAGCUGGAGUGCGUGGAGGACCCAGGCUCGGCCAGCGAAGCAGCCCAGGCUGGCCACUUCACCCUGGAGCAGUGCCUCAAUCUCUUCACCAAGCCCGAAGUCCUGGCUCCGGAGGAAGCGUGGUACUGCCCCAAGUGCAAGCAGCACCGCGAGGCCUCCAAGCAGCUGAUGCUGUGGCGGCUGCCCAACGUCCUCAUCAUCCAGCUCAAGCGCUUCUCCUUCCGUAGCUUUAUUUGGAGGGACAAGAUCAACGACAUGGUGGACUUUCCCGUCCGAAGCUUGGACCUGAGCAAGUUCUGCAUUGGCCGGAAGGGCGAGCAGCAGCUGCCCAUGUACGACCUGUACGCUGUGAUCAACCACUACGGAGGCAUGAUUGGGGGGCACUACACAGCGUACGCCCGCCUGCCCAAUGACAAGAACAGCCAGCGCAGCGACGUGGGCUGGCGGCUCUUCGAUGACAGCACAGUCACCACCGUGGACGAGAGCCAGGUGGUAACCAGAUACGCUUACGUCCUCUUCUAUCGCCGGAGGAACUCUCCUGUGGAGAGACCCCUGCCAGGGCACCCCCCAGACCACCGAGCCGAGCGCACACCCUCUGCCGAAGCUGCUGCCAGCCAGGCUUCUCUGAUCUGGCAGGAACUGGAGGCUGAAGAACAAGAGCUGCAGCUCGAGGCGCCCCAAAGGCCUGCAAGAAACUGCUGGAGGCCCCGUGGCCAGAAGCGGAAUCCGGGCAUCUCCCAGCACCCAGAUGAAGGCUGCGUCAGAUACUUUGUCCUGGCCACCACGGCCGCAAUUGUGGCUCUCUUCCUGAACGUCUUCUACCCGCUCAUUUAUCAGACCCGCUGGAGAUAGGCACGGGGACAUGGCCAGCUGCGGGAGCAGGGCUGCCGGGGCACACGCUGUCCUAGAACACUUGCACGACGAAGACAUCGGGCAGCAGGACAGAAACUGCCGGGAAGGACUCACCAACGGAAGUGUGGGGCUGUCGGCUCCUGCCUGUCUGCUCUGGCAUCUCCCGUGCCAGCUGGCAGGGCUGUGUGGCCAGCCCGCUGCCUUGCCAAGGCCCAGAACCAGCAGCCCAUCUGCCCUCCCUCACCCUUGCUGCCUGCUGGGAGCCGGACAGACCUCAUGGCUACCUGCUGCUCAGGAAGGGACGUUGCCACUGCAGCACGGCUGGGGCCUGGGAGCCCCCACAAAGGAGCAUCACCCUCCUCUGGCUCCCACAAAAGAAGCAGAGACCUGUGGGAGGCUACAGCGAGGGCAGGAUGCCCUGACACGGGUCCUGGCUCCCAGCUGUGCUGCUGCAGGAGCCUUGCACUCCCUGGGGCUGGCACAACCAGGCUCCUGGGCCAGCCCGCUCCCUCCUGCCAGCGCCCCACUGAGCCUCCCCGUGCCAGCUGCCCCUGCACCAGUUGUGCUGGGGCCAAAUGGGCUUGUUGCCGCGGGCUUGUGUGCUUCCCUGGAGACUCAGCCCCCACCGCACCUCCUCUCCCCUCAAGCAGCUGCUGGGGUGCCCAGGGGGAGCACCUGCCUCCGGGGGCUCCUGGCUCCCCCCAGCCCCUAGCCGCGUGGGACAUGUGGGCUGUCCCUGGCUGUCUGGGGGUGGGAUGGGGGGGCCAGGUCUGCCGGGGGCACCUCGUUUGCGAGGGGAUUUGCUGCCCUGUGCUGCGGGAGAGGUGUGGGGUUGGGGAGUGCAGGUAGGACCUCAGUGUGUUAAUAAAGCCAGGUUUUUCCAAAGAGAUGCAGCGUCCCUGUCCUGUGUGAUGGGACCCUGCGCUGUAGCUGCUGCUGUUAGUGUGCCUGAGGAGACUCUCUUCAACCUAGUCCCUGUGCCCUGGGCUCUGCUGGGUGCCUGGUGCACCCUGUGUGGCAGCAGGCUCGGGGCAGAGCUCUGCCUGCCGAUGCCAGAGGGCAUAAGCUGGGCUCCCCCUCCCCAGCCCUGGAACGGCAGCCCCGGCGGGGCGCAUGCAGGAGCUGGGGAGCCCGGUGGGGCCGGGGUACGGGCUGGAGCUCCAGAGGUGUCUGACAUUGAGACGUGUUGCCCUUGACUGAGCGUGGCUCAGACUGCUCUGGCGUGUUUGGGUGGGAGAGGUGACUUCAGAGCCGUGUGACUUCCUUUUCCGUCUCCGCUGCCGUCCCGCCGGCGGUGCCCUUGGCUGGCUCGGGGAAGGAUGCUUGGCAGGGAAGGGGCUUGCCUGUGUUUCUGGCUGGGGCUUGAGCCAGACACGGGGGAGCCCAGGGCUCCAUCCUCCCACUCGCUUCGAUCCUGCACCCCUCUCACACGUGUGCAGCAGUGCCCUCCCUGCCAAGAGCCGGGGAGCCCGGCGGGGCUGUGCCGUGGUCAUAAGGUGGCUGUGCUGGAACAGUCGCCUCAUUGUCUGCAGCCCUGGGCCUCGGCGACUUCCCCCGCUCGCCCGUGGCGCUGGCCUCGUGGGGCUGAGUCAGUGCCCGGCGCCGGUGGGGUGACCUCUGCUCCGCCUGGCACCGGCACCCCGGGGUUGGGGCGCACAAGCCGCUGCCUGCACCUGCCUGCCCAGCCUCCCCGCAGGUGGGUGGCCGGCAGCGAGGCCCGGG
Molecule: messenger RNA, 7819 nt
Organism: Athene cunicularia (burrowing owl)
Lineage: Eukaryota; Metazoa; Chordata; Aves; Strigiformes; Strigidae
Gene: USP19
Product: ubiquitin specific peptidase 19
Exons: 26
Coding region: 1793-6097 (1434 amino acids)
Biological process (GO): protein deubiquitination
Molecular function (GO): cysteine-type deubiquitinase activity
Source: RefSeq, a predicted model, not a curated record